GGCUGCCCUCAGCCUUGGUUCUGUUGUCAAAUUGAUACUGUGAGGAAGUUUUUUCCCUUCUGUCUAAUCUGCCCUCAUGUGGCGACAGACAAGGUUGCAGGAAAGCUGAGUUCUACUCUCUCAUGGGUGAAGAACACUGUAUCACACACUGUCAGUCAAAUGGCCAGUCAGGUGGCAAGUCCAUCUGCCUCCUUACACACUACAUCCUCCUCUACCACUCUUUCUACUCCAGCACUAUCGCCAUCCUCACCAACACGGUUGAGUCCAGAUGACUUGGAAUUAUUGGCUAAACUAGAAGAACAGAACAGACUGUUGGAGACAGACAGCAAAUCCUUGCGUUCAGUAAAUGGAUCAAGAAGAAACAGUGGUUCCUCCCUUGUAUCUAGUUCAUCCGCUUCGAGCAACCUCAGCCAUCUGGAAGAAGAUUCCUGGAUGAUUUGGGGAAGAAUUGUAAAUGAAUGGGAAGAUGUACGCAAAAAGAAAGAAAAGCAAAUUAAGGAACUUGUUCGAAAAGGGAUACCUCAUCACUUUAGAGCAAUAGUUUGGCAGCUUUUAUGCACUGCUCAAAGCAUGCCAAUAAAGGAUCAAUAUUCAGAGCUUUUGAAAAUGACAUCUCCUUGUGAAAAACUGAUAAGAAGGGACAUUGCUAGAACAUAUCCUGAACAUGAUUUUUUUAAAGAAAAAGACAGUCUUGGACAGGAGGUUUUAUUUAAUGUUAUGAAGGCUUAUUCUUUAGUGGAUCGUGAGGUUGGAUACUGUCAAGGAAGUGCUUUUAUAGUUGGGCUGCUGCUUAUGCAGAUGCCAGAAGAAGAAGCAUUUUGUGUGUUUGUCAAAUUAAUGCAAGAUUACAGACUUAGAGAACUCUUUAAACCGAGUAUGGCUGAGCUGGGCCUUUGUAUGUACCAGUUUGAAUGCAUGAUACAGGAACAACUACCAGAGCUUUAUGUGCAUUUUCAGUCUCAGAGUUUCCAUACUUCUAUGUAUGCUUCAUCAUGGUUUUUAACUAUCUUUCUUACAACUUUUCCACUACCAAUUGCAACAAGAAUAUUUGAUAUCUUUAUGUCUGAGGGUUUAGAAAUAGUAUUUCGUGUAGGUUUAGCUGUUCUUCAGAUGAACCAAGCAGAAUUAAUGCAACUUGACAUGGAAGGGAUGUUACAGCACUUUCAAAAGGUCAUUCCACAUCAGUUUGUCAGUGGCCCAGACAAACUAAUCCAAGCAUCUUACCAAGUCAAAUACAAUGCAAAAAAGAUGAAAAAGUUAGAAAAGGAAUACACUACAAUAAAAACUAAAGAAAUGGAAGAACAAGUUGAAAUUAAAAGAUUACGGACAGAAAACAGGCUCUUAAAGCAGCGCAUUGAAACACUAGAAAAAGAAAGUGCUUCCUUGGCAGAUAGAUUGAUACAGGGACAAGUGACAAGGGCCCAGGAGGCUGAGGAAAACUACCUCAUAAAACGGGAGCUAGCCACCAUCAAACAGCAGAGUGAUGAGGCCAUUACUAAACUGGAGCAAGCUGAGAAUACCAUCAGGGAGCUCCAGCAGCAACAACAAUGGCAUAAGUGCAGUUCCCGUUACAGCGAAGACUUUGUGCUACAGCUGGAAAAAGAGUUGGUCCAAGCCAGACUAAGUGAAGCGGAAUCCCAUUGUGCUCUGAAGGAGAUGCAAGAUAAGGUUCUAGAGAUGGAAAAGAGGAACAGUUCUUUACCUGAUGAGAAUAAUGUUGCUAGACUCCAAGAAGAACUCAUUGCAAUGAAGUUGAGAGAAGCAGAAGCUUUGAUGGGCCUAAAAGAACUUAGACAGCAAGUCAGGGAUUUGGAAGAACACUGGCAGCGUCAUCUAACUCGCACUACUGGAAGAUGGAAAGAUCCACCCAGAAAGAAUACUGUGAAUGAACUGCAAGAUGAAUUGAUGACAAUUCGAUUGAAAGAAGCAGAAAGUCAGGCAGAUCUGAAAGAGAUGAAGCAAAGAAUGAUAGAGAUGGAAACACAGAACCAAAUCAACAGCAACCAUUUACAAAGGGCGGAGCAAGAGGUCAUCAAUCUAAAAGGAAAGGUGCAAUAUCUUUCUGCGCAGAACAAAGGACUUCUUGCUCAGCUGAGUGAAGCAAAACGUAAACAAGCAGAGACUGAGUGCAAGAGCAAGGAAGAAGUGAUGGCAGUCAGACUCCGUGAAGCAGACAGCAUAGCAGCUGUGGCAGAACUCCAGCAGCACAUCGCUGAACUAGAAAUCCAGAAAGAAGAAGGAAAAAUUCAAGGUCAGCUUAAUAACUCUGACUCUAACCAGUAUAUUAGAGAACUGAAAGAUCAGAUAGCAGAGCUGAAUCAUGAGUCAGCUUCAGAUCAGGUGCCUAAAAGGACAGAAAGGCUUCUCAGGCCAACCCACUUUUGAUGGCAUUCACAUUGUCAACCAUUUGAUAGGAGAUGAUGAGUCAUUUCAUUCUUCUGAUGAAGAUUUUAUAAAUCACUCCAUACAGGAGGGUGGGAUCCAUUUUCAUUUACCUAGGACUGGACAGAUGACUUUGGACCCAACUGUGGUAGAUAGCAGUGAAAGUGAUACUGAAGAAGGUGGCCUGGAUACUGGGGAUUCAGACAAGAUUAUUCCAAAGCGAAAGAAUCAGCAAAGAAUGGACUCCUAUUCUACUACUGUGUGAUCGUCACUGUGACUAGCAUCUAAAACUUUAGAUUUUUUUUUAAGGGUUAGGUUGUCAAAUGACUAAAGAUGCCCACCUCUUGGAAUAGUGGCUUGUCUGAUACAUUUUAUAUAUAAUAUAUGUAUAUAUGUAUGUAUACACACACAA
This is a messenger RNA of Pelodiscus sinensis (Chinese soft-shelled turtle), 2794 nucleotides long. NCBI's taxonomy places the organism in Eukaryota, Metazoa, Chordata, Testudines, Trionychidae. The record is from RefSeq and is a predicted model, not a curated record.